AUGGCACCUAAGGAAAGCUCCGACCCGGAGAUUUCGGAUUUCGAGAAGGAUCCAGAGAUGAUGAAGAUGACGUGGUCCCUCAUGUCCCAUAUAAUGAACAAAAUGCUGCGCUGGGACAUCCCUGGCGAGACCGCUACAGCUCACGCUUUUCCCAUCAGAAGUCCAGAUCAAGUUCGGAAGGAAUCUGAUUCGAUGGCUAAGAGAAUAUUUCAAAACUACGAGACUUUGAAUGCAAUCCUACAGCGUCAUGAGCCUACCAUACACAAUCGCUGGCUAAAAAAGAACCGCCGCCAGAAGCUAGCAAUCCUGCUCGAGGGUUGGCCCAACAUGCCGGCACAGCACCGUCCUGACAUUGAGGUUGCGCGCCAAUGCGCAGGUAGCAAGAAAGCGGGCUCUGAGAGAGAGCAACGCCAUCGAGAGGCAUUAAUGUCGCCGUAUAUCAAUCAGGAAGACUUGCUCGUUCCGAAGGCACUCCUGCUGCUGAUUAACUCCCGGGGACGCCACGCUCCUUCAUAUUUUGCCGGUGCGGAUUUGGAAGCUAUGAGUCUGGCUCUUAGGUUUCGAAUGAUUGACGUUGCGAAAUAUGGCAAGCUCCUGGAAAUGUGCGAUGAACCAGAAGCGUAUGAAUGGUGGAUUACGGAGUAUCAGUUUGAGCCAGGCGACGGCCUCCUGGUUCUGGAGGCCCAGGACCGACUCUUAUCUUUCCUUGUUCACUGCUGUCAACAAAUUCUCCAUGACAUCCCAGAAUCUACAAUGGUGACCGAUUUGUUUCCAGUCCUUCCAGAACCGCUGCUAGGCCAAAACAACAAAACAGUCGGCUUUGAAUCUCUCGUUGUACUGACCGCCGAAGCCCCCUUUCGUGUCCCGGCAAAGCUCGAUCUCUCACUCGUCGAGUCAUUACUGACUGCAAGAAGCUCGGCGGCCGAGGAUCAUCUGUGGGCGCUCCGGGAAGACCCAGAUUACUUCGCCAAACGUCUCCUUGAAGCAAAAGAUCAUCGACGUGAAAUGCUGAAGGACCCGAAAGGGAACAGACACCCAUUAUUAUUGGACAGUCGGAAUCAUAUAAUAUGGGCCCGUAGCCUUGAGAGCAUGCUCGUGGAGGCGCAUGUGGAGCUGGAGACAUUUUCCGAGCUCAGUCGGCAGGCCAAACAAGUGGCACUGCUGCAAGUAAAGCACAGUGCCGUUAUAUUGCCAUCGCAGCCACUACCCGACGAGUAUUUAGAGGCGCUGCUCACCUUCCGUUACUUCAUUACAGACGCUCUCAAGAAACAAAUCCACAAGCUCGUUCAUGCAGCACCACUUUCAAGGCCUCUGCGCAAUAGCUUUCGGAGACUAUCACCAUCCGAUCUACCAAAGCAAGGCGGCGCGCUUAACGGCCCAAGUUUCGACUAUACAGGCGAUGAAAGAUGGAAUAGAGCUGAAGGAAGAUUAGUUGCCCAACUGAACAAUUUGUCGGAAGAGCGCUGGAUAUCGACGAUCGUUCCGCUUCCAAUCCUUGUGGAUGAGCUUGAGCGGAUAGUCCAAUCCGCGCCCGGGGUCAAGGAUCUGUUGUCUCCCUACGUCACCCGUGUUUUGGGUACAGUAUCGAUUCUGUCCCAAUGCCUACACCAGCUUCAUCUAUACCAGCCAUGGGCCCGGACCUGGGAGUCGGAAGUGCUCCUUCCCCGAGAUAGCAUGAAAGCUGAAUUUAACGCACGAACAAAGCCUUCGACUGAGAUAUUAGCUGCCCUAAAUGAAGAUAACCUGAAGGAAGCGGCCAGCCUCUGUGAUCCAUCUGGUGGAAGGUUCCAUUAUCCUUUCGAAAAGCGCCGCACAAAAGAAAAUGUCAACACACUUCGAAAGGCCGAGCGUCAUCUGGACGAUUUCUGGCAGGCCGUGGACAAAGUUCUGCUCGCCAAAGUCGGAGAUCUACGGGAUACGGCUGUUGGUCAUCUCUUGUACCAGUCGCGCAUACUGCGGCGAACACUGGAAUGGACGGAGCCGGAAAAUCGACUGCCUGCACCUGCCGAGCGAUCUCAAGCUACCACAUCGGAACGUGACAUUUACGCGUCGUAUCAGGCAAUAUCAAUGGUCUACCGUGGUCUCUCCGCUAAGGAACUUGACGUCCCUCACAGCAAGGCAAAAGUCAAAACCCGCGGUGCUCAGCAACCUCAGGACCCUGCCGCACCAACCGGCGCAAUGCUACAACUGGACCUUUCUGACUCGAACCCCACAUUCGCGGUCGACUCGCGGGCACUCAAAGUAUUCCGUGCAAUCUUCUUCAAUCCCGCCAUUAGCUCCACCCCGGGAGAAGUUCCCUGGAGCGAUUUCUUGCACGCCAUGGUUUCGGUGGGGUUCAAGGCAAUCAAGCUAUAUGGCUCUGUCUGGCAGUUCCGGCCGACCCUACUGGACGUCGAGAGGAGUAUCCAGUUUCAUGAACCGCACCCGACCGGCAAGCUUGCGUUCUAUGUGGCUCGCAGGUAUGGCCGGAGACUAUACCGUGCUUACGGGUGGGUUGGGGAGACGUUCGUGUUGGCGGGGAAGUAG
Aspergillus mulundensis is the source of this 2526-nucleotide messenger RNA. RefSeq lists its product as uncharacterized. The transcript has 2 exons. The record is from RefSeq and is a predicted model, not a curated record. The coding region runs from base 1 to 2526 and encodes 841 amino acids. NCBI's taxonomy places the organism in Eukaryota, Fungi, Ascomycota, Eurotiomycetes, Eurotiales, Aspergillaceae.